Molecule: messenger RNA, 10171 nt
Organism: Rhincodon typus (whale shark)
Lineage: Eukaryota; Metazoa; Chordata; Chondrichthyes; Orectolobiformes; Rhincodontidae
Product: adhesion G protein-coupled receptor L1-like
Exons: 25
Coding region: 1-4545 (1514 amino acids)
Biological process (GO): heterophilic cell-cell adhesion; cell surface receptor signaling pathway; adenylate cyclase-activating G protein-coupled receptor signaling pathway
Cellular component (GO): presynaptic membrane; axon; postsynaptic density
Molecular function (GO): latrotoxin receptor activity; carbohydrate binding; G protein-coupled receptor activity
Source: RefSeq, a predicted model, not a curated record
AUGGGCUUCCAUUGGUGGACACUCUGGGCUUGCUGGAUCACACUCUUCAGCCCAAGACCUGCAGAAGGUUUGAGUCGGGCUGCCUUGCCAUUUGGUCUGAUGCGCCGGGAGCUCGCGUGCGAAGGAUACCCCAUCGAGCUGCGGUGUCCAGGGAGCGACGUCAUAAUGAUUGAGAGUGCCAACUAUGGGCGAACCGACAGCAAGAUCUGUGAUGCCGACAUCUUCCAGAUGGAGAACGUGGAGUGUUACCUUCCCGACACCUUCAAGAUCAUGUCACAAAGGUGUAACAACCGUACACAGUGUGUGGUGGUGGCAGGUUCUGAUGUCUUCCCUGACCCCUGCCCAGGGACCUACAAGUAUCUGGAGAUCCAGUAUGAGUGCGUCCCCUACAAAGUGGAACAAAAAGUAUUCGUCUGCCCCGGGACAUUGCGGAAAGUCUUCGAGCCAACCAAUGUGUUUGAGUCAGAGCAUGAGGCAGGGGCCUGGUGCAAGGAUCCUCUUCAGGCCGGUGACCGUAUUUACUACAUGCCGUGGAUCCCAUACCGCACCGACACACUGACCGAAUACGGUUCGUGGGGGGACUACACGGCUGGACGGCCCACCACCUCGUACCGCCUGCCGCACCGAGUGGACGGCACAGGCUUUGUGGUGUAUGACGGUGCCGUCUUCUAUAACAAGGAAAGGACACGGAACGUGGUCAAGUUCGACCUGCGGACCCGCAUCAAGAGCGGCGAGGCCAUUAUCGGUGGCGCCAAUUACCACGACACUUCACCCUAUCGCUGGGGGGGCAAGACUGACAUUGACCUGGCUGUUGACGAGAACGGGCUGUGGGCCAUCUAUGCUACUGAGCAGAACAAUGGCAAGCUGGUAGUGAGCCAACUCAACCCCUACACGCUGCGCUUCGAGGGCACCUGGGAGACGGUGUACGAUAAGCGGUCAGCCUCCAACGCCUUCAUGGUCUGCGGCGUACUCUACGCCGUGCGCUCGGUGUCCAAGGAAGACGACAGCGAGGUCAUCGGUAAUACCAUCGAUUUUGCCUUCAACACCAACCUCAACCGGGAGGAGCCGGUCUCCAUCGCCUUCCCCAACCCCUACCAGUAUGUCUCAUCUGUGGACUACAACCCCCGGGACAACCAGCUCUAUGUCUGGAACAACCAUUUCGUGCUGAGGUACUCACUGGAGUUCGGACCCCCUGACCCAACCACAGCACAAGUCACAGUGGCUUCCACAAGCAACACAGCUGCGGCAAAACCAACCAUGGUAACCACGACAACCACCACCAGGAAAGCUCCGCUCACUACCAUGGCAGUGGGUGCAAUUAACCAGCUGGUACCAGAACAGCGGCCCAUCACGCCCAAUGCCCCCAGUACCAGGCAGACACCUCUAAACAACCAACAGCCAUCACCGCAGCGAUACUGUGAAUCAACAGAGGCCAGAGGCAUCAAGUGGCCAUCGACACAGCAGGGUGUACUGGUGGAGAGACCAUGUCCCAAAGGGACUAAAGGUAUCGCCUCCUACCUCUGUCUCCUUUCACUCGGACUCUGGAGCCCAAGAGGCCCUGAUUUGAGCAACUGUACCUCACCCUGGGUAAACCAAGUGGCACAAAAGAUUAAGAGUGGAGAGAAUGCAGCUAACAUUGCGAAUGAGCUGUCCCGGCACACCAGAGGCCCAAUUUAUGCUGGCGAUGUCAGCUCCUCUGUCAAACUGAUGGAGCAAUUACUGGAUAUUCUCGACGCCCAGCUGCAGGCUCUGAGACCCAGUGACAAGGAGUCAGCGGGACGCAGUUACAACAAGAUACAGAAACGGGAAAGGACCUGCAGAGCGUACAUAGAGGCUGUUGUACAAACGGUCGAUAACCUACUGAGACCAGAGGCUCUGGAAUCAUGGAAAGAUAUGAACACCACGGAGCAGGUUCACACAGCAACCAUGUUGUUGGAUAUCUUGGAAGAGGGGGCCUUCCUACUGGCAGACAACCUCAAAGUGCCGGCUCGAGUCAACACCACCACUCAGAAUGUCGUGUUUGAAGUCUGCGUGCUCAACACUGAAGAGCAGGUGAAGGAGCUGACAUUUCCAAAUGGUUAUCUGACAGAAAGCUUUAUCCAGAUCUCGCCAAACACCAUCAAACAGAACAGCCGUAAUGGGGUUGUGAAGGUGGUGUUAAUCCUGUACAACAACCUGGGCCAGUUUCUAUCAACAGAAAAUGCCACAGUGAGAAUGGGCACAGACGUCAGUAGCCAGAGCACUUCCAUCGUCGUCAACUCUCAGAUCAUCGCUGCUUCCAUCAACAAGGAGUCAAGCCGGGUCUUCCUCACUGAGCCAGUGAUCUUCACCCUGCAGCACCUCGAUUCGAAAAACCACUUCAAUGCAAACUGCUCAUUCUGGAAUUACUCGGAACGAACCAUGAUGGGGUUUUGGUCAACACAAGGUUGUCGUCUGAUAGAAAGUAACAGAACUCACACAGCCUGUGCCUGUAGCCACCUUACCAAUUUUGCAGUGCUGAUGGCUCACAAGGAGAUUUUGUAUGAAGACCGCAUGCACAGGUUGCUACUAUCUGUUAUCACCUGGGUGGGCAUCGUCAUCUCCCUCGUCUGCCUCACCAUCUGUAUCUCCACAUUUUGCUUCCUUCGAGGGAUUCAGACAGACCGCAACACCAUUCACAAGAACCUCUGCAUCAACCUCUUCAUCGCAGAACUCAUCUUCCUCAUCGGUAUCAACAAAACUCAAUAUCAGAUCGUGUGCCCAGUAAUUGCUGGCUUCCUUCACUUCUUCUUCUUGGCGGCCUUCUCCUGGAUGUGUCUGGAAGGUGUCCAUCUCUACCUCAUGCUGGUCGAGGUCUUUGAGAGCGAGUACUCCAGGAAGAAGUACUAUUACCUAUGUGGUUACUGCUUCCCUGCUCUUGUGGUUGGCAUCUCCGCAGCAGUGGAUUACAGGAGCUACGGAACUGACAAGGCAUGUUGGCUCCGAGUGGACAACUACUUUAUCUGGAGUUUUAUUGGACCAGUUUCCUUUGUUAUUAUGAUGAACCUGGUUUUUCUGAUGAUUACCCUUCACAAGAUGAUACGAAGCAGCAGCUCCUUGAAGCCAGACUCCAGCAGGCUGGAGAAUAUCAAUUACCCCAUAUGUGAUGGCUACUAUAGUAUGGAUUUGCCUGGAUAUGAGGACAACAAACCAUUUCUCAAGUCCUGGGCUUUGGGUGCAGUCGCUCUCCUUUUCCUGCUGGGUCUCACCUGGGCAUUUGGCCUGAUGUUUAUCAAUGAGGAGUCCAUGGUGAUGGCCUACCUCUUCACAACGUUCAAUGCCUUCCAGGGAAUGUUCAUCUUCAUUUUUCACUGUGCCCUCCAGAAGAAAGUCCACAAGGAAUAUAGUAAGUGCCUGCGGCAUGCCCAUUGCUGCAGCCGCCCCUCUGCUGGGGUCUCCCAUGGCAACCUGAAGACAUCCACCAUCCGGAACAAUAGCCGGUAUUACACUGGUACUCAGGUACAGAACGCUGCGGCAAGCAGGAGGAUGGCUGAAAAGAGCCGGAUCCGGAGGAUGUGGAAUGACACAGUUCGUAAGCAGUCGGAAUCUUCCUUCAUGGCGGGAGACGUCAACAGCACUCCAACCCUAAACCGAGGAACUAUGGGCAACCACCUGCUGACCAAUCCUGUUCUGCAGCCUCGUUCUGGUGCCAGUCCCUACAACACUCUCUUGGCUGAGUCCGUUGGCUACAGCGCUCCCUCACCCACCGUCUUCAGUUCACCAGGGACCUACAGAGAGACAAAGCACCCAGUGAACAUCACGAGAGACCCAUGUGCAGUGGACACACUGCCUCUGAACGGCAAUUUCAACAACAGCUACUCCUUCCGAAACAAUGACUUCAACAGGGACGGCACCCCUCUCACCGACUGCCGGCGCAACCUCAGCGAUGCUGCCUUUGAGAAGAUGAUCAUUUCCGAGCUCGUCCACAACAACCUGCGUCCUGGUGGCAAAACCCUCCCCGGGGAGCAGGGAGCGCCAAGCAGCAGCGGGGGCGGCAGUGGAGGAGGGGGAGGAGGAGGUGGAGGAGGAGGAGGAGGAGGAGCCACCAGCAGUGAAGAUGAUGCCAUCGUCCCCGAUGCCCCCUCGCUGACCCAGGAGGAUAACAUGGAGAUCGAGCUGAUGUACAAGGCUCUGGAGGAGCCCCUACUCCUACAACGCGCUCAGUCGCUCCUCUACCAAAGUGAUCCUGAACUGGAGGAGUCCGAAAGUUACACUGCCGAAAUAGCAGACGGCUUAGAUGGCCAGCUGCCGUCCCCAAACAGAGACUCCCUGUACACUAGUAUGACCAAUCUGAGAGACUCCUCCUACCCUGACAGCAGCCCGGAGGUGAUGGGUGAGACCAUGCCCCAUUCCCAGGGCAACGACGAGAUCUACUACAGCUCCAGGCCCAACCUGGUGUUCAGGAGCCAGCUCCAGGCCUACUACCAGUCCAGGAGAGGCAGCAACAAUGACUACGCCAUCUCAGUCAACGUGGAUGACUCUGUUGCGGAAGGUGAUGGGCAAAUGCAGUUGGUGACCAGUCUCUGAAACAAAAAGUGUUGGGGUGGGUUGGGAGUUGGGGGUGGGGGGAAUGGUGUUGUUGGGACAAUUCAUGGACCCAGGGAAAUGUUACCCUUAGUAAUGGUGGAAACGUAGGGCUGUAAUCUGUACAGAGGACCAACCUGGUUGGAGCAGGGCUGCCAGUUCUUUUAUUUUUUGAUUGUUGUCGUUGUUGCUCGACUCUUACAAACCUUGGGAUCGCCUGAUGAAUCAAUUACUACCUCCAGCCAACUUCUCCGCACCUCCAGGCGUGAGAAUGUCGCCGGUUGUUACCUGGGGGUGGGGGGACAGGGAUCGGGUGGUGAGAGAGAGAAGUGCUGGGGUUGCGGGGGGAUGGGGCAGGAUUCAUCACCCAUCUGGGGGAAGGAGUGGUAGUCGAUGCAAGGAAACAGAUCUGUGGCCCCAUCUUGACAGAUAUUCCCUACGCCAUAUGGAUUUGCUGGCCGAGGUGUGGAGUGUGCCAGCGGUGUACAAAUGGAAGGACACCUCUCAGCUCCUGUGAAACACGACGAGGAUUGGGGAGGCAGCUUUGACAUCCAAACCUGAAUCCGGCCAGCAAUUUCCGAGUUCACCGUUGGAGUGCAAGCAGAGCCUCCUUCGAUAAAGCUUCCUGCCCCGCUGUGUGGGUGCCCGGGCCUCAAUUUCAUCACAUGUGGCUGGGACUCCCUCACCAGAAACUUUCUUUGCUCAGGCUCAACCGUGCUUGGGAUUCUCUGCUGCUAAGUUGUCUGGAGUCCAGCAUCAGGUCAAGGACUCUCCCUGCCACCACCAUAUUCCUGCAGCCUCACCCCUCCCUCCAAAACGUUGCAGACACGGGAUGCGCAAUCAAAGGAGAUCGCAAAGGAGGCGAAGCGACGAGGAAUAUCAUGUAGGCCAUGCCAGGGAAAUUAGCCUGUCAGCAGCAGCAUAUCUGAACCUCGAGCCCUGCCAACCUCGCACCUCAUCUCCCCAUCCCAUUACACUCACCACCUGUCGGGGCCUACCUGGGUGGCAGAAGAGGAGCGAGCGCUACUCUCUCUUGAUCGAGCCUCCCGCACCUGUCAGGGGAUGUCGGUUGAUGGACGGUUGGAGGUUAGCGCUGCAUGUGCAGGGUGUGGCAGAGGCGGGAGUGGGGCAUGAGGGGGCAGGGCAGACCCCACUCCCGCCCACUGCCAGAGCUCACAGACAAUGUAAAUAGAAAAUGGAUCCACCCGCGUCCUGUAUGGGAAGCCACAUUUUUGGGUUUUUUUUAAAUAUAAACAAAAAUCCGGAUCUUUCCCUGUGCUUCGGUGCCACUGAACUGGCAGGAAGUUAUCGACUGACAGAGCUCAGGCCCUGCUUCGUAACGGCGAAGUGACAUUGACAUUAUUCAUCUCUUACGGUACAUGUAUUACAUACACUGGUUGGCCUUCUGCCCCAAACAAAAGAAAGGAUGUACUUUCACCUCAACUUUAAACAAAGAAUUCUCGACGGCGGACGGGCCCCAUUUUAUUUUGUUGUGAUUGUAUGUCAUCAUUGAGCUGUGUCAUUGAACAACAAACAAAAAAAACACAAAGUGUUUAAUGUCCUCUUAAACCCUUUGAGUUAUCAGAGCACAAAACCUUUUAUAAUCACGUCGUGUCCCCAAUUAUAGAGGAGGAGGCAGACUAGACUUCCAUGUUCAGAAGUUGCCUUUUGUUGCCUUUUCAAAAAGGUGGGACUUUUACAAAUGGUGUGUAUGUGUGUGUGUGUGUAAAGAAAAACAAAAGAGAAAAAAAAUCUUGCCAAUAUAAGCUUUAGACACAAAGAGUGUUACCGCACAGUCUGAUCACAGCACUUUCAACAUUAAUCUGACAUAAGCCAUUACUCAUGUCAUUGGCCCAAGCGGGCAGCCAGCUAAAUCUGUACUUCUUUCCUUCAUCGUAAUACCACAGAAACCAAGGCUUGGGAUGUAGUCCUACUGAAACCUGCUCUGUGCCCUGAGUGCAGAGGGCCCUAACAUGGAGGGCCCACCCGGUGAGUGUCGAAGACUAAAUCUGAGUCGCUGGUGUGGAGAAUCCAAGACUGUGUGUUGGGGGUUGUGGGGGGAUCCCAGGUGAGUCAGGCCGUAGCACAGAGAGCACCUUGUCCAAGGCAGACUCAGUGCUUCUGGUGAGGAGGAGCAGAGAUCAACUCUGUGUUAGUGAUGAAGAGGAUUUGACACUGCCCAAACGUGGAUGGCAGCCUGCACUGCCCAGAUGAAAACCCAUUAAAACGUGAUGCAUACUGGUUUGAGGCAUCUUACAAUCUUCAAAAUGCAUGACCAGUAUGUUCCUUUCCAAGUGUUACUGGGAUUUUCUUUUUAACUAGUUUUCCCUUCUACAUGGUGUCUGGUGCUGAGGUCAAACUCCACUUCCAUGGGUUUCCUGUUAAUGCUGACAUGGUCAAUCUUGAUGAGCAGCCAAUGCAGUCCUGUGUAGAGAGGUGAGUAUGUAUCUGAAUGCUUAUAUCUGUUCACAAUACAGUCACAGAUGCAUCACAAUGAUAUCUUCACAGCCCCUAGCACAGUCACCUCUGAUUAAGUGUUCAACAUCCCAUUUUAACUCAUCAACACGCUCCAUGGGCACACCAGCUCUCUCACAGUGAUAGGGUCAGUACAUGGUGCAACCGACAUAAUGGUAGGAACACUCAGUGUAUCUGGGGAGAGAGAGAGAGAUGGAGUUGACAGGCUGGAUUUUCAUCCCCAAGGAGUUGGGAAAUUUCCCUGCCCAGCACAACUGCCUCAAGAUAAAGUGCCCUGAAUGGCAUGAUUUUAAUCCUGGGGUGGGGGUUGCAUUGCAAAUGUGGAAUGGAACUGGGCUAAUCAUGCUUGGACACAGGUCAGGGUCGAUCAUGGACUGACGAGUGCCAAUACCUUGAAACUUCAUCCCAGCACUUUUGUUAAAUAUUUGACUCUCUAGCCCUCCUACCUCAUCCUCCAUUCCCCACGCCCUCCUGUCCACACCUCCAUGGCCUCAUUAAAUCCAUGCUAACUGACCCAAUAUCCACCAUGUGGAUACCUUGGGAGCCAUGUUGAGAUCAAAUAUAGAUAUAAAUAUUGAUUACAGAUCACAGACAACCAUAAACGUGAUGCCAUUUUAAAUGAACAUUUCCAUUAAUGAAAGCCCACUGAAUAUUAUCUAAGCUCUCAAGUACUUAAUCCCCAUAAAAACAAGCAGAUUUUUACUCAUAAGCACAUGCCAAAGACAGCAAAUCUUUCAAUAACUUCUUGAUGCUGUCAAUCAAAUUUCCAACUUGAAAUAAAUCCCUGACCACCACAACUUUACUGCUGCCAUCACCACUACCCAAUAAUCAUAGGUUGUGGGAAACAGCAAAUGAUGAAUAAUAAUAGCCCUUGGGUUGAUGUGAACAAAUGGCUAUUGUAACUUCCAGAACCUUUUUGAUUACUCUCAUUGACACAUGAAAGUUUCUUUUUCAUAUUUUGUUUAAAGAGCUGGGGUUUUAAGCACCUUCGUACCUUGAGAUUUUUUUUAAAAACAUCACUGACGCAAGCAGGCUUUUUUAUUUUAGAAAGCUAAAAGCAGGCACCUUGCUGCAGGGUUUCUAAUUUUUCCACGUUCAAUCUCACACACACGCAGGAAUUGCAUGUUCUAUGACGAGUGUGAGUCUCAGGUGACAUGCAUCGAAUUGUGCGCAGAGCUGCCGGUCCUGAGACAAAUGGCCAAUUCUAAGCACCUGCACAUGCCAAACCCACUGUACACACCAAGCAUAUAACAGAAGCCCACUUUAAACCCCAUAUCACACCCUACCAGUGAUGAAGGAAAAGGCAAUCAAGCUGACUCAACAUGGUCUUAAAGCAAAACCGAAGUAGCAGACCCUUCAUUUUAAAUGAUUCUGUACACUUUUAAUUCUUAAUACAAAGUAAAAUUACAAAGGGCCAGGCAAUAUUUGAAAUAUUGGCUUAUGAUCUGAUUUUUUAUACUAAUAUAUUACAUUUAAUGUAUAUUGAAUGUGAUUAGAAAGAAUGGCUGUCAAUGGACGACGAGCUGGUUAAUAUAUUUUCUGUUUAUUUAUUAUGUAUUCUACAGACUAAUAUAUAAAAUGGAAACAUUGGUUGUUGUAUGUGUGACUACAGUCUGGUAAUUACCAUGUACAAUCAGACUUCAGAUGCAAUUUCUUUUGGGGGGAGAGGGGUGGGUGUAUACAUUCUGCUUACAUUGGUUCAGAUUUGAGAUGAGGUGGUUUUCACAUGCCAGGUGGGAGCUGGUCACUUAUAACGUAUCCCGUUCUGGGGAUGGAGCAAGGAUUUGCAAGGAAAUGCGAUACAAGGGAAGAAAGAGGGAGGCACUCAAUACUCAGAGAGAGAGAGAGGUUGUACAUUUCUACCAGUGUAGGAAAGGGGUGUUUUCAAGCCUGAAUACCUUAGCUCUACUUGAAAUUGUGAUAUCCCUGAUCUGCAACAUAAGGAAGAUUCCUUAUCUGAAGUACUGCACAAAUUCUCCAUUGUUAGAGGUUCAUCUUUCUAAUUCAACCUCAUCUGUUUGCUCCCCCUCCUCAUCAUGUUGUACAUUUCUCAAGUUCUGAACUUUUCCAGCCCAGGGUUCUGUCAGCACACUACUGGUUUAAGGGUUAAUCCAGCCCAGGGUUCUGUCAGCACACUACUGGUUUAAGGGUUAAUCUUUUAUUUAUUGUUCCUGCCAACUCCAUUCCUGUCCUCCAGUAUUUAUUGCCUCACUAUAACCCUGUGGAGAAUCUAAAGGAACUGGGAUGUUUCUCCUCAGAGCAGAGAAGCUCCACUGGCCAUGCUUGUUUCUCACAGUGUUGGCUGUCCAGGGUGUUUUAAGAUGGAGUUUUGGGACCUGGUACUUGAUUGUGGCCUAUUCGAGGACAGUCCUGUCAUCACGAUUGUAUAACUUUUUAAAAAAAGACUGGAACUAGCUGUUUCUGCAUUUUUUAAAAAUACGUAAACAAGGAUUUGUUUAAAAGAAGUGCUCAAAAUGUCAAGGGGCUUUUGUAGAGUAAAUGAAGAGGAUUUUUUUCAGUGGCAGGAAGGUCAGUAAUCAGAGAAUGCAGAUUCAAUGCGAUUUGCAAAAGAACCAAAGGCAACAUGAGGAAACUUUUAAUGUAGCCAGUUGUUAUGGAAUUUCCCACCUGAAAAGACUGUGGAAGCAGAUUCAAUAAUAAAUUUCAAAAGGGAAUUGGAUAAAUACUUGAAUUUUUUUUCUGAUUUAUUGUGAAAGAGCAGACAGGAAGUGGAAUGAAUUGGAUCUCUUAGAGCUAGCACGGGCAUGAUGGGACCAAUGGCCUCCUGUGCUGCAUGACUGUAUCUUCCAUUCUCCUCUGGGUUCUGUACAUUGCUUCCCACCUUGCUUGCUAUGUGAUACUUGAAGCUCCUCCCUUGUUUCUCUGUGUCUCCCUUGGUUCCCUCUAUCCCACACUGUAGGGUGGGGCACCCCCUCACCUCAUCGUGGAGCCACUUUGGCUUUGAAUGUAGUCGAGGUUGGGGGUGCGGCAAUUGGGAGGGGAGGUUGCAAUGGCUCCACUGGCCAUGCUUGUUUCUCACAGUGUCAGCUGUCCAGGGUGUGUAAAAAUGGAGUUUUGGGACCUGGUACUUGACUGUGGCCUGUUCCAGGACAGUCCUCUCAUCACAAUUGUAUAACUUUCAUUAAAAAAAAGA